Alosa alosa (allis shad) is the source of this 7323-nucleotide messenger RNA. It is a transcript of the gene xylt1, whose product is annotated as xylosyltransferase I. NCBI's taxonomy places the organism in Eukaryota, Metazoa, Chordata, Actinopteri, Clupeiformes, Clupeidae. Gene Ontology annotation, molecular function: protein xylosyltransferase activity. Gene Ontology annotation, biological process: chondroitin sulfate proteoglycan biosynthetic process; heparan sulfate proteoglycan biosynthetic process. The record is from RefSeq and is a predicted model, not a curated record. Gene Ontology annotation, cellular component: membrane.
CUCUCCACGCUCCUUCCCAGUCGCUGAGCCACAAAGGCUACUGUCGGCAUUCGGCAGUGGCACCUCGCUGCUUCAGCGUGAAGAUGGUAGGCAGUCUGUGUGCCCGUAAGUUGGCUCGGCGAUCACGGUCUGCGUUAAUAGCGGCACUAACUGUGCUACUAAUUCAGACACUUAUUGUAUGGAACUUCAGUAGCCUGGACACGGGGGAAGACAGGGAAGACGGUGGCAACGGCAGAGAGAAGCGAGACCGAAUCGGUAUCAACAAAGCCUACAGCGAGUAUCCGAAAAGCGGCUUCCAGCGAAGACAUCAUCAACCACCACUGGGAAAGGCAGCCGUUCGGCAUAAGCAGCAACCGGAUGGCUAUCACUCCCAUCGGCCGAAGGAGAAAGUCCGGGUGGACAGCAACAACGAGAACUCGGUGCCCAAAGACUUUGAGACCAUUGACAACAGUAACUUUGGGGCGGCGCGGGCGCAGACGCAGAGCCAGCGGCAUGCUGCAGGGGGCGCCGCGGGCACUGGUGGCGCUGGUGUGGGCGGCGGAGGUGCGGGCAGCAGCAAGCGCAAGCAGCUGCUCCUGGAGCGGGCACACGCCCAGCAGAACCUGGCCAAGGGCUCCAACGAGGUCAUCCAGUACGGCCAGAAGUACGAAGAGCGCACCUCCACGCCACGGGCGGGCAGGUCCGCGACACCAAUUGCAGGCCUAACCCCUGACACAUCGGCCACCCAGCCGCGACCGCCACCCCACCACAGCCGGGCGCGGCAGACCAGGCGCACGGUGGCGCCUUGGGCUGGGUCGAAUGGCGCUAACGACCAGCCACCCGCGCGGUGGCAGCAGGCAAGCGAGGCCAUCUCGGCCCUGUCGCGCGCCAAGACCAAAGAGUGCCGGCAGCAGAUCGCCGAGGUGUACUGCCGCCACAAGGAGGGAAAACUGAUGCCCGAGAAGGUCACUCGCUACUGCCCUAUAGAGGGCAAGGCCAACGUGAACGUGCAGUGGGAUGAGGACUCGGUGGAGAGCGCCCCAGCCGUGCCCGUUCGCAUCGCCUUCAUGCUGGUGGUCCACGGCCGCGCCACGCGCCAAGUCCAGCGCCUCUUCAAGGCCAUCUACCACACCUCGCACUUCUACUACAUCCACGUGGACAUGAGGUCCAACUACCUGCACAGAGAGAUGCUGGCGCUGGCCGCCCAGUACCCCAACGUGCGCGUGACCACCUGGCGCAUGUCCACCAUCUGGGGGGGCGCCAGCCUGCUCAGCAUGUACCUGCAGGCCAUGGCUGAUCUGCUGGCCAUGAAGGACUGGGCCUGGGACUUCUUCAUCAACCUCAGCGCUGCCGACUACCCCAUCAGGACCAAUGAUCAGCUGGUGGCCUUCCUGUCAAAGUACCGUGACAUGAACUUCAUCAAGUCCCAUGGAAGAGACAAUGCACGCUUCAUCAGGAAGCAGGGCCUGGACCGGCUGUUCUUCGAGUGUGACACCCACAUGUGGCGCCUGGGGGACCGGAAGAUUCCGGAAGGCGUCUCGGUGGACGGUGGCUCGGACUGGUUCCUGAUGAACCACGUGUUUGUGGACUACGUCAUCAACUCACAGGACGACCUGGUGACCAAUAUGAAGCGCUUCUACGCCUACACACUCCUACCUGCAGAGUCGUUCUUCCAUACGGUGCUGGAGAACAGCCCCCACUGUGAGAGCAUGGUGGACAACAACCUACGCAUCACCAACUGGAACCGCAAGCUGGGCUGUAAGUGCCAGUACAAGCACAUCGUGGACUGGUGCGGCUGCUCGCCCAACGACUUCAAGCCGUCCGACUUGCCGCGCUUCCAGCAAACGACACGGCCAACCUUCUUUGCCCGUAAGUUCGAGGCCAGCGUCAACCAGGAGAUCGUCAACCAGCUGGACGCCUUCCUGUUCGGUGGCUUCCCUCAGGGCACGCCGGGUCUGCGCGCCUACUGGGAGAACAUCUUCGACGAGCCAGACGGCGUGCGCAGCCUGACGGACACGCAGCUCACGCACUACCACGCCUUCGCCCGCAUGGGCCUCUCCCGAGCCGCCGGCUCCCUGCAGGGAGAGCCAAGCGACAACAGCUGCAGGUACUUUGCCAUGGGGAACCCAGUGUCCGUCCACUUGUACUUCCUGUCGGACGAGUUCCAGGGUUACUUGGUGCGGCACCACGCCACCAACCUGGCAACCAGCAAGCUGGAGACCCUGGAGACGUGGGUCAUGCCCCGAAAAUUCUUCAAGUUCUCCCACCCCCCCAACAGCUUCACUCGGCUCCAGCAUGCAGAGAUCGGGACAGAUUGGGACGCUAAGGAGCGCCUCUUCCGUAACUUCGGGAACCUGAUGGGUCCGUCGGAGGAGCCCGUGGGCAUGCAGCGCUGGGGCAAGGGUCCCAACGUCACGGCGACGGUCGUCUGGGUGGACCCCACCAACGUGAUCGCGGCUACCUACGACAUCCUGGUGGACGCGGGGUCGGAGUUCACGCACUACCGGCCGCCCCUCAACGCGCCGCUGCGGCCGGGCAUGUGGACGCUGCGCGUGCUGCACCACUGGAACCCCGUGGCCGAGACGCGCUUCCUCAUCACGCCCCUCACACACCACAGACACCAGCCCAUACGCAAAGAGGAUGCCCUGAAGCUGCACAACGGGCCAGCCAAGAACAGCUACAUGGAGCAGAGCUUCCACGGCCUCAACCCCAUCCUCAACAUCCCCGUGCACCUGGGUCAGGUGGAGGCGGCCGAGCAGCAUGCGGGGCUGACCGGCCCGGAGCUGGAGCGCUGGGUGGACGGCCUGGUAGCCGAGGUGUGGUCGGCCGUGGACGUCUGCAGCGCCGGACCCAGCCCCAGUGGCUGCCCUGUGCUUCAGGCCUGCCGCAACACCCCCUGGAGCUCCCUCAGUCCCGACCCCAAGUCCCGCGUGGGGCCCGCGGGGAGCGACGGGCGCAUCAGGUAGCAGCCGUGACUGGACAGGACGAGAUGGGGGGGCCUCCGGUUCCAGUUCCUACUGCUGUCGCUGCUUUCGCUGACGAUGUGUGUGUUUUGUCGGCGCUGUGGCUUCUUCACGGGAUGGCUUCUCUCUUCUGACAUGUUUUUGUUUUGUUUUGUUGUCGUUGCUGUUGUCGUUUUUUGUUUUUUAUUUAUUCAACUGUUCUUCUCGACCAUUGCUUGUGCAGAGUUUAUGCAGAGCAGCCCAUCUCCCUCUCCCCUCGCAGAACGCUGUUAAUGUUGACUAUAUAUGUUGACUAUAAGAGGGGCAAAAAGAAAACACACACACACACACACACACACACACACACACACACACACACACACACACACACACACACACACAUACACACACUUAUACAGCAGCCAGUUGUUCUUAUGAUGUAACUGCUGUUUGUCCAUGAGCUAAGUGCAUUCUGCUUUAGGCAGGCUGAAAGAAUGCUGUCGUCAGUUUUUUUAGUCCCUUUUUAAUUCCUUUUCUUUUUAAUUUAUUGUAGUUUGAUUACUAAAGAAACUGUGAUUUGCUGAGCGGGUCUGGGGCUGACUGAUGCAAGGUUUGGUGUGUAAUAGAUAAAAAGAGAGCUCUUACGUAAUAAUAAGCACAGGAAGGAGCGUUUCCACACUGGCCAAUGUGACCAAAAUCAAGCCCCCUGCACCAGAAAGCCUCUUAUCUAUCUAGAUAUGUUCAAGAGCAGAACACUGCGACCAGACAGCCUCUAUCUAGAUAUGUUCAAGAGCAGAACACUGCGACCAGACAGCCUCUAUCUAGAUAUGUUCAAGAGCAGAACACUGAGGCUGGAAAGCCUCUAUCUAGAUGUGUUCAAGAGCAGAACACUGCGAUUAGAAAGCCUCUAUCUAGAUAUGUUCAAGAGCAGCACACUGCGACUAGAAAGCCUCUAUCUAGAUAUGUUCAAGAGCAGCACACUGGGACUAGAAAGCCUCUAUCUAGAUAUGUUCAAGAGCAGCACACUGCGACUAGAAAGCCUCUAUCUAGAUAUGUUCAAGAGCAGCACACUGCGACUAGAAAGCCUCUAUCUAGAUGUGUUCAAGAGCAGAACACUGCGGCCAGUCGUAGGCUACAAUCCAGAGAAAGAGUUGAGCGGACGGAAGAGGCAUUGGUGCUGCACUGCUGUAGUUUAGCGCUGGUUUGCUGCAGUAGUGGCGGCAGCAGCAGCGCUCCCUGUUCGCCCUCAGGCUCCUCUCUCUUUCACGCUCCAAAUCGACGUGAGAUGAGCAGGGCGAGUGAAAGAAAGAAGAGGGGAAAGAUGUGGCGAGAGAGAGAGAGCGAGAGAGAGAGAGAGCGAAAGAGAGAGAGAGCGAAAGAGAGAGAGAGCGAGAGAGAGCUUCCGUUUGCUUGUUUUUAGCGACGCAGCGGGUGCCGCACAGAAGCAAAGCAGGAGAUCCUGCGGAGUAGGAGGCGUCCAGACGCAAGCACCGUGGUGGUGUGCGAUGUGCUGCCGGCGACGUCACAGGCACCAAGCACAGAAGCGGCCGCCCCUUUCCUCUCCUCUCCUCUCCUUUCCUCUCCCAUCUCUCCUCACUUCUCCUCUCUCCUCUCCUCUCUUCUCCGUUGUCUGCCGCUGGUCUGCGUUGGCUGCCUGGAACUUAAAAUGCUGCGUGUCAGCUGUGCUGGCACUCCUGAAGGGAAGACAUUUCAAGUUUUGUUCUUUGACAACUAGUAUUCUAUUCUAUUUUAUUUUAUAUUAUUUCUUGCCUUUUUGGAUAUCCCUUAAGCAGAAGUAUGAGUGUGUAGGAGUGAGAAUAGUGUGUUGGCUAUUUAUUCAUGUGUUUAUAUAAAUGAAAUAGCUACUUUUUUAGUCAAUGACUAAUGUCUAUAUGCUGUUUUUGCAGCUCGUUCAAUACCUUUUGUAACCAAUCUGCCUUUAUUUAAAAAGGCCCUCACCCCUUCCAACCUUGUAACUAUGAUAAAACACACCUCGAUCUCGUGGCGCACCGUAACUCCUUCACUAGUGUUGUGUUUUUGUACACUGGUUGGCAUUCUUCUCAAGCACAUUUCAUAACCCUGUUUGAAGAGCCAGUGGGGGGGCCAACCGUUUGAUCUUUUUAAGACCAGCCGCUUAACGUGUCUGGUUGCGUUGCCUGUCAUUGCCGACUGAGUCUGUGUGUGUGUGUAUGUGUGUGUGUGUGUGAGUGAGCACCUAUAAUUCCCCUGGCCUGGUGGCUACCGUAGUCUCUAUUCUCUGCUAGAAAAUUGGUACGGAAAAUCAGCUGGGCUAGUCGUUUUGCACAUAUACAGUUUGUUCUUUUCCGUGUCGGUGAGUUGAGCUGGAACAGAACGGUGCAGAACGGGCCUAUACUCCCUAUUUCACUCCCUCCUCUCGGAGAGUUGCACAGCAUCGUAGGCUAGCCCUUGACAAGAGAAACGUAGAAGGACAGCCCGAAAUACCCAGGAUUACUAACGCCCUAGAAUAAUGACAGGCCCUUCUGUAAGUUUCCGUCUAUUCAGCUUUUAUUUUUAGCAGGGGAGAUUUCAAGCUUGCUUGGACUCUUUUAAAAUUCUAUUUGGCAAGGCUACCGUUACCCCAAUUCCUAAAAGUGGAGGCAGGCGUGGGGGAGGGGUGGAGUGUACAAAAGCGAUACGUUUGCACAUUUAGCUUUUCGGCUCAGUCUGUUCAUUAGGGUGUGGUCUGUAGGCCGGUUCAUCUGACCUCUUUGGCCCCUGAGGUCCUUUCUUCGUGGCACAGACCUCGUUCUCUUUUUCCUCUCAGAUUGGUAAUUCCUCUGCCUCUCCACCACCCCCAGUCGUUUUUUUUGUUCGUUUUUCGAUGCCACAUUUUGAGUAAGGUGUCGGCGUUGACAUGUGAUCCAAUGGAGGGCAACCACCUCCAGUGAAAAAACAAGAAAACAUUUGUCGUGUCAGAUGUGUGAGUUACUCUCCGUGGGGUGCCUGGCAGUGAAGACUUGAGAUAUGACUCUUUUUACAGAUUGAAAAAAAAAACAUACACAGGAACUUUGGAUCCCUUCUAUGCUUGUCUGAGUAGUGUUCAUCGGUACUGUAUUAUUGUGUGGAAAAAAAAGGUGAAAAAUAUUUGAUGGAAAAACAACAAACAAGACAUUGAAGAAAAAAAUAUAAAGAUUAAUGAAGAUAAAACAGUGACUAUUCAUCUCAUCUGCUUUGGGUUUAAGGCCUCUACCAUACGCCAGGGUCCUGGAGGUCGCUGGUUUAAUGAUCUUUGUCAUUGAGGUUCGGCUCUACAGCAGACAAUGUCAGUCCAGCACACACACACACACAUAUACACAACUAACUGACCAGCUGUGCAUAUGUACACACACACACAGCCAACUCUGGACCAGAUAAAGUCCACCACAACUUACCUCUUUGAAAGAACACACGCAUACACACCAACACACACAAACACACAAGUAGACCGUUUUUUUGCGUGCGUGCUCACGGUUUCAAUGAGUGAACAAAUGCUCAAACAUCUUAUGUACUAUAGCUAUUUUGUUAGGAAUGAUAAAUGUAAGACAUAUUUUGUAAUGGACAGAUGUUUUUUUAAAAAAGAAAGAAAAAAGUAUUGUAAAUAACCUUAAGUUAAAAUGUCAAAAGUGUCCAAAUAUGAAUCUAGAGUCAGUCUUAGUAUUUGGCACUGAAGAUUGUAGAUAUCUUAACUGAAAUACUUGGAGGGGCAGUGAGAAAGCAUUGUCAGAAUUGGAUGUGAUAUUUUAUUAUUUUAUUAUUAUUAUUUUUCCUUUUUAAAGAGCUCUUAAUGAUCAUUGGCCUUUCGGAGAAUUUCAUGCCAGGUUGUUGUUCUCUGUGCUGGAAUGUUUUGUUGAGCAACUGUUGCACAAUAUUCUCUGAAUCCCCUCCUUCUCAUACAUACACACACACACACACACACACACACACACACACAUGAGGACACACAAACACACACACACACAUAUGGACGGACACACACAAAUGCACACACACAUAUACACACAUACAAGCACACAAACAAACACACACACACACACACACACACACAGUCUCUCCCCCAGCCCAGGGUGGGGUAUUUCUGUGCCUUAGCUGUCGUCCUGUCUAAGGAACUCCAGAUUCUCCUUCUGUGAACGUCGAACAAGCAUGUUUUAUUUGUUUAUUUGGUUUAUUUGUUUAUUUUGUUUUAUUUUAUUGAUUUUGUUUUGUUCUGAGAACAUUUUUAUUUUUCUCUCCUUCCCCAUUUCUUUACCUUCUCUCCUGUUCUUUCUUUCUUUCCACGAACCAAAAAUGAAACAAGAACAAUCUCUGCUGUUGUAAAUGCCUUCUGUAUCACUGCUUCGUUGGGUUUAUCUCAUGUUUCUUUUUCAAACUGAAUUUUCAAAUAAAAGAAAAAAACUUGAAGGAA